Messenger RNA from Drosophila suzukii, 515 nucleotides. RefSeq lists its product as uncharacterized. The record is from RefSeq and is a predicted model, not a curated record. NCBI's taxonomy places the organism in Eukaryota, Metazoa, Arthropoda, Insecta, Diptera, Drosophilidae.
CACAGAUGACCUGAGCCGGCAGUAUCUCAUCGCUGAUUGCAACGAACAGUUCACUCGAAAAUGGAAUCAUACACCUUUGUUUUACUGCUGCUAAUUGGCUGCCUGAUUGUUGGAUGUUGCAUGGCUGCGCCUCAAGGAUGCAAUGGCGGCUUUUAUUCCACCAACGGCAACCUGGUGAUCGACAUAAACAGAAUUCAGGAUCACCUCAACUGUGUCAACCGGCAGCAUCAAAAUCGUGGAUAACUCCCUCAGCUGGUUUUUAAUCUUGUACAUAUAAAUAUAUAUAUAAAAAACAGAGUGCAAUGCAAAAAACACCGAAAAAUGCUCAAUAAAAUCAUCUAAUCUAACCACAAUUGACACUAAUUUGAAUUGGUACGACUAUUUGUCGAUAAACAACUGCUAAUGCAGGUCGAGUGUUUAGCGCACGUGGGCUUUGGAUAAACAACAUUUCGUAUUCGUGAUUUUAAUAACCCGCACAUGUUGGGGUCUCAAAUAAAAAUAUAAUAUAGGUUUUA